AUGUUUCGCGUAAAAACUUUUUCACUAGAUAUUUUCCUAAGUGCUCCCGACGAAUUGCUCCUCUUGAUUUCUGUGGCAAUGUUGUAUGCAGAAGACUUGUCAACAGCAUUGAUAUGUCUCAACAACGUGCGUUAUCGCUCAUGUAUUCCCCUGCAGAACCUGAAGACUGACCCUGUAUUUGAAGCAUUGGAUAAGAUAUUCCGCCGCUACAACAAGGCAGGCUUUCAAGUCAAGAUCAUCAAGUGUGAUUGGGCGUUCAUUCCUCUCACGGAUGAUAUGCUAGACGACAUGGGUGUUACUAUUGACCCAACUGCAGCUGGAGACCACAAACCUACCGCUGAGCGAAACAAUUGGAUGCUGAAAGAAAGAGCCAGAGUAGCUCUUGCACGAUUACCCUACAAAGUGAAAGACAGUAUCUCAUCACAUUUCAGUCCGCAGCAAGUCAUUGAUAAUGUCAAUAUCAACUACAAGAGUGACAUGCUUGCUGAACCUGGACAAUAUGUUCAUGCAAUUGGGACGGAUUCCAACAAUUCGAUGGAACCCAGAAGUAUUGAAGCAAUUUACAUUGAACCUAUGAAGGGACAACGUACUGGGCACCGCCUUGUUGAAGCUUGGGCUGUUGCCAAAGGUGUUACUUCCAUGAAGUUCUUUGAUAAGAAGAGAGAUUUGGAGACAUUUCAAGAUGGCAAUCAAAACGCAGGAGUGGAUGACACAGAACAAGGUUACUUAGAAGAAGCCUUUGAUCAGGACUAUGAACCUGAAGAUGAAGAUGAACGUGAUUUCAACCUACAUGGACAAUUCGAUGAUAUCAAUGGCUCCAAAAGAGAAGAGCUCUUGGCAGAUGCAGACAAUGAUGUUGAUGAUAUGCCAGAACUCACUGUCAGAUUCCAAGGAGAUGAUGACUAUGAAUCAGACAACAAUUCGGGUGAUGAAGGCGAUGAAGAGGAAGAACUUAAUGUGGCUGAUUGGGAUCACCAUCAAGAGAAUGUCGAUAGAGGAACCGAUGAAAUUGGGAGCCUUGUUACUGAUCUGGAGGACCUACAAGAGCCACCAAAAGAAGAGAUUGUAUUUGAGCCUGAAGAGCCUCAAGUAGCAAAAAUCACUCAAUCUGGGCAAACGUAUGCGCAAGCUGCAAUGUCUGGGCUGAACCUUUCUCAAGUUCCAAAGAAACCAAGAGAAUGGCCUUCAAGCAGGAGUGGCAGUUCUGCCAAUAAGAACAAGAAUCAAGUUGCAACAAGACGCAAGCAUCAAGAGAAGAGUUGGGCACUUGAAACCGUUGAAGAACAAGUUAAAAUCUGGUAUUUGUACAAAAGAAGGAAGUCGCAGUACAAAAGACAGUAA
Messenger RNA from Cylindrotheca closterium, 1341 nucleotides. NCBI's taxonomy places the organism in Eukaryota, Bacillariophyta, Bacillariophyceae, Bacillariales, Bacillariaceae. The record is from the annotation of a GenBank genome assembly.